Danio aesculapii is the source of this 472-nucleotide messenger RNA. RefSeq names its product NADH:ubiquinone oxidoreductase subunit A5 (gene ndufa5). Lineage: Eukaryota; Metazoa; Chordata; Actinopteri; Cypriniformes; Danionidae. The coding region runs from base 38 to 403 and encodes 121 amino acids. The transcript has 5 exons. Gene Ontology annotation, biological process: respiratory electron transport chain. The record is from RefSeq and is a predicted model, not a curated record.
ACUGCGGCGACGGAAGUUCAGUCUGCCAGUCGCAGAAAUGGCUGGAUUGCUCAAAAAGACCACAGGUUUGGUUGGCCUCGCUGUGAGCCAGAACCCACACGAGCGUCUGGGAAAUCUGUACGUGAAGAUCCUGUCAUGUCUGCAGAGGAUUCCCCAGGACGCCGCUUACAGAAAAUACACUGAACAACUGGUCAACGAGAGAUUUGCAGAUAAAUGUCGCUUGUGUUUUAUGAAGGAGCCAGAUGUUGGAAAGCUGGAGAAGAAAAUCAAUUCUGGACAGAUCGAGGAGGUUAUUGCACAGGCUGAAGCGGAGCUCUCGCUGUCCAGAAAGAUGGUGGAAUGGAAAGCCUGGGAGCCGCUCAUUGAAGAAGCUCCAGCCAACCAGUGGAAAUGGCCCAUCUGAAGUCCUCCUCACUCGCAUACAUGUAGAUUAUGUUUAUAUUCAGGAAUAAAUCAACUCUGUCUAUUUAAA